Molecule: messenger RNA, 810 nt
Organism: Phytophthora nicotianae INRA-310
Lineage: Eukaryota; Oomycota; Peronosporomycetes; Peronosporales; Peronosporaceae
Exons: 3
Coding region: 1-810 (269 amino acids)
Source: RefSeq, a predicted model, not a curated record
AUGGUGAGCCAUCACUCGACAACAUCUCUACUACAACGUGCAGCCCAUGACAUCAACGAACAACUCGAACAUGAAGAUUUCAGCACACCGGCAGUCAAUGACGAGACGACAAGAGCGCUUGUACUUGCAACUGCGACAGGCGAUAAUGGAGUAACGUCAAAGACGACUCGAAAACGACAACGAAGUGCAACAAACGACGAGAACGAUAAGAGCUUUACACUGGUGGAACUCCGGAGACGACGAAACAAAGGUGGACAGAACGUACUGGAGCACAAGCUGCGGCCCCUUAUUUCUGGAUGGACACGAACAACCCACGGAGGUCGAUGGUCGACGAAGGACGGAAGGGCGAAGCCUGCUGGAUUGAUCGAGACUAAUACGAGAAGCUGCAUCGAAGCGGCCGGGUCGCGGAAGACCCGGAUAUUGAGGAAGUCGUACAGGAAUGACGGAGAAAUGAAGAGUCGCACACGAAAGAUCGCACGAAACGAGCGGGCAAGAGCGGCCGACAAAAGAUCCAAGCGACUGCGCCAACACCGACUGACUGGACGGCUGGACGGACAAGGACUCGGCAGACCUGUGUGUCAGCCUCGAGCCCAACUGACUGGACGACUGAACGAGGACUCGGCGGACCUGUGCGUCAGCCUCGAGGCCCACGGACGGCUGGACGGACUCGGCGGACCUGUGUGUCAGCUAGAGACCGACAAACGAUACUGGACGGGCGGACGGACGGUUGAUGAACUGGACGACCACAGUGGACAACGAUUGAAGACGGCGAUUGAAGUGUGCUUUUGGCAGGAACCGACGAACGAGUGA